AUGGCCCUCCGCGCCAAGUCUGCGCUGUGCCUGGUGGCCGUGUUCGCCCUGCUGCUGGCCACCACGGUGAGCGGCCUCUACGCCAAGCCGAGUGACUUUCCGCUUCUCGGCAAGAGUUUUGUGGCGGAGGUCAACUCAAAGGCGAAGGGUCAGUGGACCGCCUCGGCCGAUAAUGGCUACCUGGUCACGGGCAAGAGCCUCGGGGAGGUGCGCAAGCUGAUGGGUGUGACCGACAUGAGCACCGAGGCUGUCCCUCCCCGCAACUUCUCUGUGGAGGAACUGCAGCAAGACCUGCCAGAGUUCUUCGACGCCGCCGAGCAUUGGCCCAUGUGCUUGACGAUCAGCGAGAUUCGUGACCAAUCGAACUGCGGCUCGUGCUGGGCCAUCGCGGCGGUGGAGGCUAUUUCGGACCGCUACUGCACCUUCGGUGGCGUUCCGGAUCGCCGCAUGUCGACCAGCAACCUUCUCUCCUGCUGCUUCAUAUGCGGCCUUGGCUGCCACGGCGGCAUUCCGACGGUAGCGUGGCUAUGGUGGGUGUGGGUAGGCAUAGCGACUGAGGACUGCCAGCCCUACCCCUUUGACCCAUGCAGCCAUCACGGGAACAGCGAGAAGUACCCGCCCUGCCCGAGCACCAUCUACGAUACCCCUAAAUGCAAUACCACCUGUGAGAGAAGCGAGAUGGAUCUGGUCAAGUACAAGGGCAGCACAUCUUACUCCGUCAAGGGCGAGAAGGAGCUCAUGAUUGAGCUCAUGACCAACGGCCCCUUGGAGUUGACCAUGCAGGUGUACUCUGACUUCGUCGGCUACAAGAGUGGAGUGUACAAGCACGUCCUUGGUGAAUUUCUCGGCGGACACGCUGUAAAACUGGUCGGUUGGGGAACCCAAGACGGUGUCCCGUACUGGAAGGUUGCCAACAGCUGGAACACCGACUGGGGUGACAAAGGCUACUUCUUGAUCCAGCGCGGCAACAAUGAGUGCAAAAUUGAGAGUGGCGGCGUUGCUGGCAUACCCGCGCAGGAGUAG
Messenger RNA from Leishmania major strain Friedlin, 1023 nucleotides. RefSeq names its product cysteine peptidase C (CPC). Lineage: Eukaryota; Euglenozoa; Kinetoplastea; Trypanosomatida; Trypanosomatidae. The record is from RefSeq and is a predicted model, not a curated record. The transcript has a single exon. The coding region runs from base 1 to 1023 and encodes 340 amino acids. Gene Ontology annotation, molecular function: cysteine-type endopeptidase activity. Gene Ontology annotation, cellular component: lysosome.